Molecule: messenger RNA, 594 nt
Organism: Saccharomyces mikatae IFO 1815
Lineage: Eukaryota; Fungi; Ascomycota; Saccharomycetes; Saccharomycetales; Saccharomycetaceae
Gene: ATG33
Product: Atg33p
Exons: 1
Coding region: 1-594 (197 amino acids)
Biological process (GO): autophagy of mitochondrion
Cellular component (GO): mitochondrion
Source: RefSeq, a predicted model, not a curated record
AUGUCUGUUUGUUUAGCCAUCACAAAAGGUAUUGCGGUUUCCUCUAUAGGCCUCUACUCUGGGCUUUUAACCUCUGCUUCGUUGAUCACCUCUACCACUCCCCUAGAGGUUUUAACAGGAUCUUUAAGUCCCACUCUAGCUGCUUUGAAAAAUGCGGCCACUGCUUUGGGAGCCUUUGCAUCGACUUUCUUCUGUGUAAGCUUCUUCGGCGCACCCCCCUCAUUAAGACAUCCUUACUUAUUGUACGGCAUGCUUGCAGCUCCAUUAUCCUCGUUUGUUUUAGGGUGUGCAUCCUACUGCAACUCCAGAAAGUAUAGCAAAGUCUCCAAGGAGUCUUCUUUAUUCCCCGAAGACAGCAAACCUGUUGUUUCCGAGCUAAGCGAUUCUAUCAUUGAUUUAGGCGAUGAUGUUCAUGCUCCAAAAAAUACGUCCCGCGAUGAGAAAAUUUGUGCUACCACACCACCCAAGCCAGCAGAGGCGUUACAAACUGGUCCUCCAAUCCAUACUAAAAACCUUAUCGCGGCAACCGCUAUCGCUAUUCUUGGCUUCGUGCAAGCCGUUAUUGGUGUCUAUGGUGAGGGACAAUUUAUCUAG